AUGGAUUCCAAAGACAAAGGACUUUUUUCCAUGCAUAGUGGCAAUGGACCUCUCAGCUAUGUCAAAAACUCAUCCUACCAGGGAGGAGUAUUGGAGGCUGCAAAGGCAAUCAUCGAAGAAGAAAUUGCCACAAGGUUAGAGAUUCCAAAUAAUAGCUGUUUAUGCGUUGCCGAAUUCGGGUGCUCAACCGGCAACAACUCGUUUCCAGCCAUGCAGACUAUCAUCGAAGCCAUCAAAUACAAAUACCAAUCCUCAAACCUCAAAACCCCUGAAUUCUAUGUAUGCUUCAACGACGUCGUCUCCAACGACUUCAACACCCUCUUCAGUUCCCUCCCGCUCGAUAGGAGCUAUGAGGUAGCUGCAGUACCAGGAGACUUCCACGGCCGCCUUCUCCCUCCAUCAUCUGUCCACUUUGCAUACUCUUCUUGGGCGCUCCAGUGGCUGACGGAGGUACCUAAGGCAGCCGAGGGCCUUAAGUCUCCGGCUUGGAGCGGAAGAGAGAGAGAGGAGGUUUAUGAUGCUUAUUUAGGCCAGUUUGAGAGGGAUAUAGAGUCAUUCUUGAAGUGUAGGGCUGUUGAAAUGGUGGACGGUGGAAUUAUGGCUCUUCUAAUUCCAGGAAUACCUGACUUGUGGGACCCACAAAAGGAGUCUACCGUUGUCUCGCGCGUUGAACUUCUCAGAUCUUCUCUAGUCGACAUGGCAAAAAUGGGGAGAUUGAGUGUGGCAAAGUCAAGGAUAUUCAACCUUCCAUACUACUUUCCUACCGCGGAUGAGCUGAGGGCCAUACUGCAAAAGAGCAAUAUUUUCAGCAUAGAAAGAAUGGAGAUUUUGAAGUGUGGGACAUUCCUCAAUAUUGAUGGACACGUGGCAUGUCUUAGGGCCGUUCAUCAAAAUAUGCUUGCACAUAAGUUUGGAGCUGAAACCAUCGAUGAAACGUUCGACCUUUUGAAGAAGAAAUUCUAUGCUUCACCAGUAUACGCAGACCCUUCAAAAGAUAAAACUAUUAUGAUUGUUGCUAUCCUUAAGCACAACAAUGUUUAG
Salvia hispanica is the source of this 1041-nucleotide messenger RNA. Its product is annotated as loganic acid O-methyltransferase-like. NCBI's taxonomy places the organism in Eukaryota, Viridiplantae, Streptophyta, Magnoliopsida, Lamiales, Lamiaceae. Gene Ontology annotation, molecular function: methyltransferase activity. The record is from RefSeq and is a predicted model, not a curated record.